AUGGCAAGCUCAGACUCAGUGCCGAAGAGCAUGUUUAGCCCGGCGAUUUUCGAGCAUCUCCAAGCAAAGCUCGAUGAGGAUGCUCAGGUUCGUGAAGAGCUCCGCAAUAUCGUACAGGCUAUGGAACGGCAAGUUAGCAGCACUCUUUCCGAGGCCUGGGAAUCCAUUAGCAAACAAGUCGAAACCAUUGGCAAGCUCAAUGAGGUAGCAUCGAAGCAUCCAUACUACAGAUACAACAACAUGUGGUCAAGAGAAAUGCAGAAUGCAAGUUUCGCUAUCGUUCUUUGGGGUUGGCUUCGCAGCCAUAUGCCGGACUACAAUGGGCAGAAGGGGGAGCUGUUCGCAAUUGAGGAGGUGGGUAAGCUGCUCUACGUGCCGGUUAGCCUUAAAACACAAGAUGUCUUCCACAUGACAAUCGAAGAAUACCUUCACUCUCUUAUAAGUCUCAUCGAAGAGCUGGCACGCCUAGCUGUCAACUCCGUGACGCUUGGCGACUACCACCGACCUCUAGAAAUCAGUCGAUUCGUCAAGGACCUCCACGCUGGUUUUCAAAUCCUGAACCUGAAAAACGACACGCUGCGCAAGCGAAGCGAUAGUAUCAAAUACAAUGUGAAGAAGAUCGAAGACGUCGUCUAUGACCUCUCGCUACGAAACCUCGUGCCUCGAGGGACAGCGGGAGCUUGA
Molecule: messenger RNA, 684 nt
Organism: Letharia columbiana
Lineage: Eukaryota; Fungi; Ascomycota; Lecanoromycetes; Lecanorales; Parmeliaceae
Exons: 6
Coding region: 1-684 (227 amino acids)
Biological process (GO): RNA metabolic process
Cellular component (GO): nucleus; cytoplasm
Molecular function (GO): RNA binding; sequence-specific DNA binding; single-stranded DNA binding
Source: RefSeq, a predicted model, not a curated record